Messenger RNA from Sugiyamaella lignohabitans, 4491 nucleotides. It is a transcript of the gene GAL11, whose product is annotated as Gal11p. The transcript has 3 exons. The record is from RefSeq and is a predicted model, not a curated record. Gene Ontology annotation, molecular function: transcription coregulator activity; DNA-binding transcription factor activity. NCBI's taxonomy places the organism in Eukaryota, Fungi, Ascomycota, Dipodascomycetes, Dipodascales, Trichomonascaceae. Gene Ontology annotation, biological process: regulation of transcription by RNA polymerase II. Gene Ontology annotation, cellular component: mediator complex. Bases 1 to 4491 code for a protein of 1496 amino acids.
AUGGACUUCAACCGAACCGGCAUGACAUUCAACGGCAUGGCUGGCGCUGGCAACAACCAAGGCCAGGCCCAAGCCCCGGGCCAGUCGUCUAACACCACCCAGCCCGUCGGGCGUUGGGGGUCCCCUGUGGGGUUUUUUGGGGUGGUGGUGAAGGUACUAACUGAGUGCAGGCAGCAGCAACAGCAGCAACAGCCGAACCAGAGCCAGAUGGACCCGAGUGGGCUGCUGGGGAUGCUGCCGAACCAGGGUGCCGCGAGUAGCCAGUUUAUGAGCGGGGCCGGUGGUGCUGGCGCGAAUGCUGGUGCUGGUGCGAACGAUACUAAUAAUUUCAAUAUUCAGAUGAUGCGGAAUGCUGCUGCUACCGCUGGUGGAGGUGCUGGUGCCGGUGCUACGGGCAUGGAAAUGACUCCGCAAAUGCAGGCUGCUUUUAAACAGUUUAUUCAGCAACAACAGCAACAACAACAGCAGCAGCAGCAGCAACAGCAGAAUCAGGGUCAGAACCAGGGUCAGAACCCGACGGCACAGCAGCUUCAACAACAGUUUCAGCAACAACAGCAGCAGAAAAAUGGACAGUUUCAACAGCACAAACUGCAGGGACAGGUUCAGAAUGCGCUUAAUAGCGGAGCCAAUGUCAACUCAGCAGCUGCUCAGCGGACUCAGCAGCAACAGCAGCAGUUUUUCCGCCAGCAACAGCAGUAUAAUCAACAGCAGCAACAACAACAGCAACAACAGCAGCAACAGGGUCAAGGUCAGCAGCAGCAACAGCCUCAACAACAACAGCAGCUUCAGAAUAUGUAUCAGACUUUGCGAGGAGCUAAUGGUGGAGGUCCAGGUCAGGUACAAGGUCAAGUGCCCCAGAACCAGAAUCAGGGUCAAUUACCAACUACCACAGGUCCUGGUGCUAAUCCAUUAGCCAUGACUCGAGAACAGCAGUUUCAGUUUCUGGCGAUGCAAAGACAGCAGCAACAACAACAGCAGCAAGCCCAGGCUCAAGCUCAAGCUCAAGCUCAAGCUCAACAGAAUCAGAAUCUCAAUAGAUCUCCACAGGUAAAUAUUGGCAAUGGUCAGACUGUGAACCCAAUGACUCAGCAAAAUAUCGCUGGAGCUGCUAGUGCUGGUGCUGGAAUUCCUGGGGCGGGUUUAGGAGUUAACGGUGGUGGUGGUGCUGCUACUGGAGUUGCACCAAAUACAGGAGCUCCUCCUAAUGCUGUGAAUGCAGCUGCUAUUCUAGGACCCAAUGCCAUGAAAACUGCUGAAAUCCCACAAGCUCUCUUAAAUCGGAUUCCUGGGUUGCCUCCAAAUGUCAAUACUUGGUUACAGAUUACAGAACUGCUACGGAAUGGACAAUUGCCAAAGAGUAUCAUGCCCGAGAUUCGAUAUGUUCAUGGAAUGCAUCAGAAAUGGCUGAUUCAUGUCAAGAACAAGCAAUUACAGGCACAAGCUGCUGCUGCUAAUGGAGGUGCUGGUGCUGGUCCAGCGGGACAGAGACAGAUUCCUGGUGCCACGACCACGGGAGUUCCUAGUGGUACUGGUCUUGGAGCCACUGCGGCUAAUGGAAACCCUGCAGCAGCCGGUGCUGGUGGUCAAAUGGGACUUGGUGCAAAUCAACAGUUGUCUACAGCAGAUGCUAUGAUGAGCCAGUUGGGACAAUUAAACCGCAAUUAUCCAGGACAGCCCAGUUCUCAGACGUUGGGAAUGCAAAAUCCUGCUAAUGCUGCUGCAGUAGCAGCUAAUCAAGCCCAGCUUCGCAAGACUGAAUUACAACAGCAACAACUUCUACAAACUCAACCACAACAGAAUCAGGGUCAACAACAGCAACAGCAACAAGCCCAGCAACAACAGCCAUCUCUUCAGCAACAGCAGUACUUUUUGGCUGCUCAAGCCCAAGCAAGAGCUGCUAGAGCUAAGAACUCGGUCGCGUCAAAUGUGACUAAUGCUGCUAAACCAGCAAUGAUUAAUGCCCAACAAUCUCCUAAUCAAAUGUUUGCUAACCUUCCAAAGGCUGCAGGUGCUGCUACCAGCAGUGGUCCAGGCGGCUCUGUGGGCUCUGUUGCAGGAUCUGGUGCAACUGGUGCUGGUAACCAGUUUCAACAAUGGGAUCCUAAUAAUGCCAAUUUCAAUCGACCACAGGUAUCUCCUCAGAUGACUCAAAUGUCUCCACAGCAACAUCAACAACAGUUGUUUCAAAAUCAACUGGACUUUUCUGGUGGUGCUGCUGGAGUGGGUAAUAAUGCAGGAGGUGCUACUGGUGUAGCUGGAACUGUAGUACCCAAUGCACCUGCUCCAGUUCUUGGUCCAGGAGUCGCACCUGGAUUGGCGGUAGCAGGUGGUGCUACGGGAGCACCUCAACAACGAGCGCAAAUGCCUCAACAGCGAGAUGCCGACCGAAUGAAACUGCGACAGAUUUUUGAAGAAGCAGCUAAUAUUCCCAUUCGACUACAGAAUUUCACUGACACAUUGUCUGCUGAAGAGAAACGCCAAGUAGCUGAGCAGAUUAAACUUAUGAUUCAUAUGUACCAGAAGAUUGACCAGUUGGUGCCACUGUUCUAUUUCAUAACCAAGAACGAGAAUGCCACGAGAAGGCUGAUUCAACUCAAGUUUAUGUAUAAAGAGCAGAUGGAAGCGUUACAAAAGGGUAUCUACAUGACGAGUCCACAGAUUCUGGAAAAGACCAAACUCGAAAUUAACCGAUACUUUUUCUUUGUUCGUGACAAUUUACAGAACCCUCAAAGACAGCAAGGACUGGCUCAACGACAGCAGCAACAGCAGCAGCAACAACAACAACAACAACAACAGCAGCAGCAACAACAACAGCAACAGCAGCAUCAGCAACAACAACAGCAACUUCAGAAAGGGCUUAUUCCAGGGCAAAUUGGUACUCAAUUGCCUGGUCAAGUGCAAGCUCCAGGUGCAGGUGCUGGUGGUGCUGGCGCAGGUGGUCUUAUGAACCAGAUUCCUGGACAAGCCAACGCAAGUGCAGCAGCCAAUUCAAUGGAUCCACAACAAAUGUUUGUUGCUCAGAACUUUGGUGGUUCUAUGAACGCAAAUCUCCAGCAGCAACUUCCACAGCAGUCUGUUGAUGUUAACCAGUUUGCUCAAGGUAAUCUUAUGAACCAACAGAACAACCUUGGUCCAGCCGGUUUGCAGCAGCAACAGCAUCUACAGCCACAACUCCAGCAACAACAACAACAACAGCAUUCAUUCGUGAACCAACCAGUUAAUCAGUCACCACAAAUGACCAAAAAGGAACUUGCAGCAGCAGCUAGAAAGAAGCAAGCAUCUACUGCUACAGCAGCUACCACGGGUGCCCCAGUCACAACGACGAUGGGACCCACUGGACCAGGUGCUGCUGUUGCUGGUGCCAAUGCUGGCAAUUAUCAAGCUCCUGGGGCUGUUCAUACCCCAUCUGGCGUUCCUGCUUAUGUUAAACCUGGUCUUACUCAAGACCAACUCAAACUACCUGGACCAGGUCGGAAGAGAAAGCUACCACCCGGCAGUUCACAAACAACUGCUCUGUCACCAGAAGAGGUCAAGAGUGGAAACACGCCCAAACUAUCACCAGCUAGUCUUCCUCGAGGACGGUCAUCAUCAACUGGUGAACCAUCACUGAAAAAGGAGAAACUAGAUCCUAAUAGUUUGACACCUCAGCAGAAGAAUGCACUUAAAGCCAUGCAAAAGAAGAAAGAGCUUGCUGAUUCGGAUCCUGUGGCAUAUUUCCUGACAUCUCUUGGCGAAGUUCUCGAUAUUCCCGAAGAAGAUGUUGUGAAUGGCAUUUCCAAGAGUCAAAACGGUGGUACCACACCUUCUGGUACUGGUGUUUCUGCUACGGGACCUAAUAAUGGACCUGGUUCUAAUGAGAUGAAAAAGUUGCCAACCUAUCUUGGCCGAACAUCGACAUCUGGGCCAUCUGGAGGAGCUGGUGGUGGAGUGACUCCCAACGCACUUUUACGAACACCGCUGCCAUUUUCAGCUGCCAAAACACCUGGAGCAGUUGCUGGAGGGUCUGGGCUUACUGGUGGUAGUACUAUCAAGCCAGGGUCUACUAAUGACCACCUGACUGGCAGCAGCGAAAGUGGUACUCUCAAGACAUCCAGUUCGCCCAACACAGGUUUGGCACCAGCAUGGACAGGUAAUGUGCAAGCGGUGGCCAUCCGGACGGCAUUUCAGUCUAUUGAAGCGGUUAAAAUAGGCGACAUGCCGUUCCUAGCGAGUCCCAAAGAAGACAAUAAUAAUAACACCACCGCUACGACAUCGUCGUCCGACUCGAGCCACACCUCGGGAGAUUCAGUCUCAUCCAUCGAUGCCACUGCCGUCGACGAGAAAGAGCCGGUUGUACUGCCCAUCGACGGUCUCGACGACGGCAAGCAGCUGAAAUUCGACGGCUGGGACGACCUCUCGGGUGUCAACAUCUGGGACUACGACGACGCGCUGCUCUCCCUCGGCAAAGACGACGCCACUCUGCGAAAAGAGUUCUGGACUGUUUCUACGUGA